This is a messenger RNA of Haliotis rubra (blacklip abalone), 786 nucleotides long. RefSeq lists its product as uncharacterized. The transcript is spliced from 5 exons. The coding region runs from base 90 to 563 and encodes 157 amino acids. NCBI's taxonomy places the organism in Eukaryota, Metazoa, Mollusca, Gastropoda, Lepetellida, Haliotidae. The record is from RefSeq and is a predicted model, not a curated record.
UCUUUGUUCUAAAAGGUGCUGCUGGUGCUGGUGCUGGUGCUGGUGCUGGCACUGGAGCUGGUGCUGCUGGUGCUAGUGGUACUUGUGACAUGGAAGCCCUUGUGGGUUGUACAGAUAUAAUCGCAAAAAUCGGGGACGUGGCACAGGACUUGGCAAAGUUAUGCAGCGUCGUCAGCGACUACAAAGAUUGUUUAUCGGCCCAAAAGAAUUGUGAUACUUCUGCUCAACUAAAAUCUUUGGACGAUAUCGCGAAGCAAGCUAAUAUGGAUCUAAAUUCAUGUGACACGAGUACUUGCGACUUUACGGGUGUCAUGAAGUGCUCUGAGAUACUGCAAAAAAACGAAGGAAGUUCACAAGACAAAGGCACGCUGUGCAGAGUGUUCGGUCAGUACAAAGGUUGUCUAUCGGAACAGAAAAACUGUGAUACUGCAACAUUCUUGAAACGUAUGGAAGAAACCGUGAAGGACGUUGGAGUUGAUUUAAGCACCUGCUCCGCUGGGAUGGUUCAAGUUUCCGUCGCCUGUGUCCUCCUGACUCUCCUUGCAUCCUUCUUCGCUCGCUAAUUACAUCCACCGGGAGUCUUAGUCAACUUUUGUUGUGUUCUUCAAGGUCACCUUCAUUGCUGUAUCUCUUUUCCUUUACAGUGCUUCUUCACACUUCUUUCCACUACGCUAACACUAAAGUGUCCAAAAUAUCUGCAGGCAUACCAAGACAGCUUCUUUUCUCUAUAAAUAUAUUUUGGUUAUGUUCAUGUGUGUAGGUCUCAUAAAUAAUUUUUGUAAAUUC